This is a messenger RNA of Cadophora gregata, 1419 nucleotides long. It is a transcript of the gene NSE4, whose product is annotated as nuclear protein. Bases 1 to 1419 code for a protein of 472 amino acids. Gene Ontology annotation, biological process: DNA repair. Gene Ontology annotation, cellular component: nucleus; Smc5-Smc6 complex. The transcript is spliced from 2 exons. NCBI's taxonomy places the organism in Eukaryota, Fungi, Ascomycota, Leotiomycetes, Helotiales, Ploettnerulaceae. The record is from RefSeq and is a predicted model, not a curated record.
AUGGCGCGCGCAUCAAAGAUGUCUGAAUCGCCGGCGCCAUUCGACGAUGACAAUGACAUCUACGGCGCAUCUCCACCGCCCCCAUCGAACCGAAAUCGCAGAAGUAAUAAUGCCCCCGACGACGACUCACCCACUCCCCCGACCUCAGUGUCCUCAGAUAAGGAAAAUCGCUCAUCUCGACCUGUAGUAGACAAAGGAAAAGGUCGCGCGCCGAUGGGCCCUCCACCGAGAGCUGCAUCGCCCAGUGAGAGGAAUAAGAGGAAGCGCGGGAAUGAGGAGCCUUUAUCAGACCGCAGUAAUAGCAGGAGACGGACCUUGGAGGCUGCUGAGGAGGACGAGAUUGAAUAUGAUCCGGAACAGCCUCUGGAGGUACGGCGCGAGCUGCGCGCAGGCAUGAGAGAGUCGACCAAGAACCUGCUGGAAAAUCGAUCCGAAUACCUCAAGCCCAACUCGACUGGUUUACGAGAUACUCUUCUACAAGCCAACUCUCUUUUCGCAAAGGUCAAGCAGACAUCCGAUGCCACUAUCGACUCGCGACUUUUGAAUACAGUGGCAGACUAUGUAGACAAGAAGGCUGUGGCUAUGAUAUCUGGGGAUUCCUCGCAGGGAAUAGACGUGGAUGAAUUCGUUUCAAGGAUCAAGCAGUACAUGAGAUUUGGGCAAGAUGCAGAAGAAGCACCUUCGAGCACACAAAGAGCGCGGAGAGACGAAGGCGAAGACGAUGGAGAAAUACUAAACUGGGCAUACCUGGGCCGCAACGCCUGUAUAAUGCACAACUGCCGGCCAUCCGUACCCGGAUUCCUCCUCGGUCCAUUAUCUCUAGAAAAACGAGCAAAACGAGUCAUUGCACGAAGAGCAGGAUUACGACAUAACAACGCCGAAGAAACGCGGCCGGAAAUCCUGAAAACAGGUGACGUGAAGCGAGAUGAGAACCAGAAUCUCAGCGCGUUGAGUCAGAUGAUCCUCAAGACUUUCAAGAAAUCACUCGAGAGUGCGGCUGCUGCGGUAGAUGCUGAAGCUAGUGAGGAUAUGACCGAGGAAGAGGUACAGGCACUACUUGACAAGCACAGUGUCUCGAAUCAGCAAGGCUCGGAGGGACUCGCGUACUUCAAGUUCGUGAUUAACCCUUACUCAUUCGGGCAGUCAGUCGAGAAUAUGUUCUACGUCAGUUUUCUAGUCCGAGAUGGAGCUGUGGGAAUCUCGACUGAUGAUAGAGGAUUGCCGUAUCUCAUCCUCAUCGAUGAAAACGAGAAAGCCGAAGCCGAAAAAGGCGAACACCCAAAACACCAAGCUGUCCUAGCAUUAGACAUGCAGAUGUGGCAAGACCUAAUCGACGCCUUUGAGAUCGAGAAGCCCAUGAUCAAGCACAGGCAAGAACCAGAUAACAGCAAUGUCGGCGCGAAAGGAUGGUAUGCCUGA